AUGCCCCACAGUUUCGGAGGGUUUGAGCCACGAUCCGGCCCCUUUUCCUCAGGACGUACCCAAUAUAGGGGCCAAAACUUUGUCCACCUUUCAGGGGAAAUCAGUCUUUUCCCUAAAGAGAUCUCCUCCAACACAGCAUUAGGUCUGCCCGCAGAGGGGUUGGCAGAGGCGUCUGCCAGCCCGCAGAGCUGCUCGGAGGCCGCCUACAGGUGCAAUCCCGGCACUGCGGCCUGGGCAGCGGGACGGGGAGGGUGCGAGCCCCAGCCCAUCUGCAUCGCUGCCUGCCUCUUGCAAAGCCUGCGCAGGGCCCUCCCCCGCCCCACGCCCCUCGUGCCAGCCGCCCUCUGCCCCCGGCUUCCCCUCCUCUGCCCCGGCGCGGUUUGGAAAGGAAGCUGGGAGCCCUCCGAGGCUCCGCAGACUCGGGUUUGGAAGAGGGUAGGGCGCGGCCGAGGCUUCCCCUCGAAUCUGCGGCCAGCCUGGCUCCGGGAAAGUUUUUCAAAGUUCCCAGCAGCGCCUGCCCAGGUCGCCUCCGCGGGGCGAGCAGACGGCGGCCAGCGCGCCAGCCUCGCCGCCGCCGCCAGCCGCGCGCUCUGGGCGACUCUCUCGCUCGCUAGCUUGCUCGCGGGAAGCCGGCCCGGCUCCCGGCGGGCAGGCCCUCCUCCCGGGGCGAAAGCCGCAGCUGACGCAGGCGGCUCGGAAGGCGGAAGCUGCCCCGCUCCGACUGCUCAGGCAGCGCCGCAGGGCCUACACCUGGGGCCCCGACGGGCGGCCAGAGGCGCCCGGCCCGAGGUGCCCGAGGGGGCGGUCCGCGCGGGGGGCCCCGGGCGUCUAAGUGGCUUAGCGCGUCCCAGAGCAACGGAGACCUUCCGUUCCUCCCCGCGCCCUACCCCCUACCCGCCUCCCGCCUGGCCCAAAGCGCCCGAGGGCGGGGGUCUGCGCUGGGCCCCCAGACGUCUACGCGUCCCUGCGCGUCCCUGAGCCCCCUGCCCUUUCCAAGUUCCUCCCUGUACUCCCCCACCCCAUCCAACGGGAGGGAAGGGGCGUGUCGAUGGCGGACACGCCCCUCAUGAAUAUUAAUAAGCGCGCAUGCGCCUGCCAGGCGCGCUGGGUAGAGGUGGCUAGCCCCGGCCGCGGCUCCCAGACGGGCUCUCUGAGUCCCUCUCCGAGAGCCGGGCGGGCACGCGUCAUUGUGUUACCUGCGACCGGCCCGCGAGCUGGGUUCGGGUUGUUUUUUUUUUUUUCUCCCCUCCCUCCCUCCUCUCUAA
Molecule: messenger RNA, 1265 nt
Organism: Orcinus orca (killer whale)
Lineage: Eukaryota; Metazoa; Chordata; Mammalia; Artiodactyla; Delphinidae
Product: translation initiation factor IF-2-like
Exons: 2
Coding region: 1-978 (325 amino acids)
Source: RefSeq, a predicted model, not a curated record